Molecule: messenger RNA, 954 nt
Organism: Dromiciops gliroides (monito del monte)
Lineage: Eukaryota; Metazoa; Chordata; Mammalia; Microbiotheria; Microbiotheriidae
Product: olfactory receptor 4C46-like
Exons: 2
Coding region: 28-954 (308 amino acids)
Biological process (GO): G protein-coupled receptor signaling pathway
Cellular component (GO): membrane
Molecular function (GO): G protein-coupled receptor activity; olfactory receptor activity
Source: RefSeq, a predicted model, not a curated record
UACUAUUUUUUAAUUUCUAUUAAACACAUGGAAAAUAAGAGGAAUGUGACAGAAUUUAUUCUCUUCGGACUCACUCAGGACCCUAAUUUGGAGAAAAUUGUUUUUGUCAUCUUUUUCAUCAUCUACAUUAUGACCAUGGUGGGUAACAUGCUCAUUGUGAUCACCAUUAUUUCCAGCCAAACUCUCGGCUCCCCGAUGUAUUUUUUUCUUGCUUUCUUAUCCUUCAUAGAUGCCUGUUAUUCCUCAGUGACAGCCCCCAAAAUAAUCAUCAAUUCAGUGUCUGCAAGCAAAACUAUCUCAUAUGAAGGCUGUAUGACCCAGCUCUUUACAGAACACUUGUUUGGGGGUUCAGAAAUCAUUUUGCUUACGGUUAUGGCCUAUGACCGCUAUGUAGCCAUCUGCAAGCCUCUGCACUAUAUGACCAUCAUGAGCCGUCGUCUAUGCACCCUCCUUGUCAUGGUGGCCUGGGCAGGAGGCUUUCUUCAUGCCUUGAUCCAGCUCCUCUUUACCUUCCAAUUGCCCUUCUGUGGCCCUAAUGUUGUCGAUCAUUUCAUGUGCGACUUGUACCCAUUGCUCAAACUGGCCUGUACAGAUACGCAUGUCCUGGCUUUACUGGUGGCUGCCAACAGUGGGGUCAUCUGCAUGCUAAACUUCCUCAUGUUGCUUGUUUCCUACACAGUCAUCCUACUGUCUCUGAAGUCCCACAGUGCUGAGGGACGACGUAAAGCUCUGUCUACCUGUGGCUCUCACAUCACUGUGGUUGUCCUAUUUUUUGUACCCUGCAUUUUCAUGUACAUGCGCCCUCUGACUUUCUUCUCCAUUGACAAAACAGUAGCCGUAUUUUAUACUCUCAUCACCCCCAUGUUAAACCCUUUAAUUUAUACUCUGAGGAACAAGGAGGUCAAAAAUGCCAUGAGAAAGCUCUGGGAUAGAAGGGUGACAUCUGGAAACUAA